Messenger RNA from Sebastes umbrosus (honeycomb rockfish), 941 nucleotides. It is a transcript of the gene timd4, whose product is annotated as T cell immunoglobulin and mucin domain containing 4. The coding region runs from base 50 to 853 and encodes 267 amino acids. The record is from RefSeq and is a predicted model, not a curated record. NCBI's taxonomy places the organism in Eukaryota, Metazoa, Chordata, Actinopteri, Perciformes, Sebastidae. The transcript has 8 exons.
ACACACACACACACACACACACACACACACACACACACACACUCACAGGAUGGCCGCCGUCUCGCCUCGCCGCUGCCGAACGCCUCAGACCUUCAUCAUCUUCCUCUUCGUCCUGUCAGGUGGACCGUUUUCGUCCGUUUCCUGUUUUAAAGUGGCGGAGGGGGGCGUGGCCUCUCUGUCCUGUCAGUACUCGGUGAAGCGUUUCGGUCUGAGUCGGGUCUGCUGGGGCCGCGGCUGCGGAACCUUCUGGUGCAACAACAUCCUGGUUCAGACGGACGAGCACGGAGUCAUCUCCAAGCUGACGGAUCGGUACCGGCUGACGGGGGACGUCCUGGACGGACAGAUGGACCUGGACAUCCUGAACGUGAGGCGGACGGACAGCGGGCCGUACUGCUGCAGGGUGGACAUCGACGGGAUCUUUAACGACAAGAAGGUGAUCAUGAACCUGAGAGUGGUCAAAGCUCCCGUCACCAGUUCUCCUCCUCCAACGACAACCACGACAGAAACGACCAGUCAAGUCACGGAGCCGUCGGCCACCACAGUAAACUGGAAAUCCCUGCUGUCGUCUCAGCUGGACCUUCUGAGGCGGAACUCCACCCUGCUGCGCUACGACACCGUCACAGUGGAGGACUCUCUACCGUCUCUGUCCCUUCAGAUCAACGUUCCCGUCCUCUCUCUCUCCCUCAGUGUGUUGUUGAUCUUGGCGGCAGUUUUUCUCUUUCUGGCCUUCAAACGUGGAAUAUACAGAAGAGCCUUAAAGACCGGCUGUUUCUCCUCUGAUGAACCUCCUCACAUCAUCUAUGAGAUCCGGAUGAGAAGACCGGUCCAGGAGAACAUCUACACUCUGGACUAGAGGGGCCGAGCUGAAUGCACAGAAAGCUUUACGUUCAAUUAAAUAAAAAUAAAUCAAACACACACCUGCAUUUGUUUGGCUGAGCGUG